This is a messenger RNA of Ctenopharyngodon idella (grass carp), 3199 nucleotides long. RefSeq lists its product as uncharacterized. NCBI's taxonomy places the organism in Eukaryota, Metazoa, Chordata, Actinopteri, Cypriniformes, Xenocyprididae. Bases 1497 to 2453 code for a protein of 318 amino acids. The record is from RefSeq and is a predicted model, not a curated record. The transcript is spliced from 15 exons.
ACUCCUCGAGUCAUUGACAGCCAUUCAAAAUGCAAUGGACAGUAUGUAUACAAUGACUUGGAGGGGGGCAUUUCCCGUAUACUGUGUCAAAAUGAUGCUUUCAGGCGACAACACAGUACGGUCAGUUUGGAUGUCAACAUUGAUGGACUACCAAUCUUUAAAAGUAGCAAAAUCCAGUUCUGGCCAAUACUGGUGAAAUUUAACAAUUUCAAUCCAUUUAUUGUGGCAUUAUACUGUGGGGAAAGCAAGCCUGAGCCCCUUGAUGAGUAUCUCCAUGACUUUUUGGAGGAGUUCAAUAAUCUCCAACAGAAUGGCCUGGUGAUUCGUGACAAAAAGUAUGCAGUAAAUAUUCAUACCUUUGUUUGUGAUGCACCAGCAAGAGCAUAUUUAAAAUGCAUUAAAGGUCAUACUGCAUAUGACAGUUGUGAGAGGUGCCAAGUGAAAGGCCAGUAUGUUGAAAGAAGAGUCGUCUUCAAUCAGCUGACAUCCACCUUGCGCACAGAUGAAGCAUUUAGUCAGAUAGAGUAUUCCCGCCAUCAAAAUGGGUCUAGCCCUUUAAUAGGGACCCAUAGUACUCAAAAAUACUGUCUCCUCACAGCUGUAUGCUCAUUUUGUGACAUUGACCGUGGCAGUAUCCAUCAUGCUGGACUCAGAUGACGGGACAAGAGCUGCCUAUUUGGAUUUUUCUUCUGAACUGAUGAGGCACUUUGUGUCUAGCUGCCCUGCACUCUAUGGAAAAACAUUUUCUGUGUACAAUGUGCAUGCCCUGUUACACAUCCAUGAAGAUGUCUCUCGUUUCAGAUGCUCUUUAAAUGACAUAUGUUGCUUUCCAUAUGAGAAUUAUUUGCAGCAGAUCAAAAGAUUGGUCAGGACUGGCCAAAAUCCAUUAGCGCAGGUGUCCAAACGACUGGUCGAAAUCGAACAUGCCCAGGGGAAUUCCAGUGCACAGUGUAAGGCGAAGCCCAAAAUGUACAUUUCAACAAAAAGGAGAGACGGCUGCUUCCUUUUGAAAGAUGAGAGGUUUGCUUUUGUUCAAGAGAGGAGGGGAGAUGGGACGGUUGUUUGCGAUGUGAUAAAACAGAGACACACUGUCGACCUGUUUGACAAACCAUGUCUGUCAAAGCUCUUGAACAUUGCUUACAUAGGGAAUAGCCGUAGAUUCAAAAGAAAAGAACUCAAGGAAGAAGACCACAGUCGAAAAGUAGCCUGUCUACCUUACAACAAUGGCUCUGUCAUGAUUCCUCUGCGGCAUGGCAUUGAACAUUCAUGUUGAAGAUUGGCAAGUCAAAAAGUUAUGCUUUUUGUCAGAGCCGUUUGGAAUGAAAAUGGGAAGGAAAUGGAGGGGACCAUCCCUGAUGCCUGGGUUAAAGUAGCUGAGAAAACCCUUCGGUGGCCAAAGACAAGGGCAAAAUAUUGUUUUGAAAACCAUGUGGCCCCUAAGGACGACUGGGAUACGUUCCCAUUGUUGAAAGUGAAAUUUACCGCAGAAAGUCUCCAUGAGUGUGAGGAAUAUGAUCAAACCAGCCAUGCUGAACAAAGAUGAAGACGAAGAGGUUAUAGUGAGAAAGAGGAUGAAAAAAACUAAAACUUUUGAAGAUUAUGUUGAAGGAUCUGACCUGUCUGAGGCGACUGCUGAGGGGGAGGAUAAAGAAGAGAGGAAAGGAGAUGCCAGUCCCGAAAUUCCAGUCUUUCCCACCCCACCAAUCAAAAUGUCAAAGAAUGUUUGUUUAGGUUCACCCAGGUCUGUGGGCCAGGACAAGUCAACUAGUCGUACAUCCAGGACUGUGGACCGCGACAGUUCAACUAGUGGUUCAUCAAGGUCCAGGUCCAGGUCCAGGUCCGUGGGCCGGGACAGUUCAAGUAGUUGUUCCUCCAGGUCCGUGGGCCGGGACAGUUCAAGUAGUCGUGUACCCAGGUCUCAGGCUGUGGAGAGCAGGUCCAUAGAUGGUCUUUCACAUGCAAGGUCCAUUUCCAAUAGGGAUGUGCCAACCACAUUCCCGCUGUCAGAAGCAAAGUUCCAGAAAAUCGUACUUACAAAGCUGGUGACUCUCACUGAUGAAGUCAGAAAACUGCAGAGGAGCGGACCUCAAUCUGGAAUUGAAAUAAAGAAGAUGGACACCUUGGAAGAGUUCCAGAGGGCGGAGGCUUCUCUUCUGAAACCACGCAAAUUUGAAACCUUGGUUUGUCAGCUGGCAAGAGUGGGGGGGAGAGAUGUUAAGGACUGUACGCACAAAGUGAUGGACAGGCUCUUCACCAAUCAACUAAUGACCCGAUUCAACAUGAAGGGGAAGAGCAAAAAAGACAAAAUACGAUUUGAAGACAAGACAUUGUUUUCAGCAAUAAAAGCUGCUGUCAUGAAAUGGGACGCCGCUGCAACAGAGACCCAAAUAAAGUCUGCUGCAGCCGAUCACCUGAAACAUGCCCCUGGGAGACUCGGGGGUGGUGGCUAUUAAUCUUGACUUUAGGAGCCACAUUUUGUUAAUUGUUAUGUUAUACUGUUUUAACAACAUUUUAUAGAUUCUUUAAUUGUGUUAAUUUAUAAUUUACUGUUCUGGCUUUUAAGAUUUAUUGUGUUAUUGUGUUAAUUUAUAAUUUACUGUUCUGGCUAUGAAGUUUUGGUCCAGCAGAACAAAAUGGUAAUAAAAAUGUAGUUUGAGAAUUUUAAUAGUUGAUUUCUUGGAGUGGUCAGUUUACAGAAAAAUGGUGAGCAGUUUAUUGCCAUUAUAUUGAUAAGAUAUAAAAAUGCAGUAUAUACAGUACACAGUUAUUCAAUUAAAUAUUCAAUAUUAUCAGUAUUCUUUAAAAUCUUCUUUAGGUCUAUGGUCUGAAGUUUCAUGACACGACAACCAUUAACAAUGAUUAACUGGGUUUUUCUCAGUGAGAACUGCCACUGUUUUGAAGUAAACAUUUUUUACAGUUGGAUCCAUGCAAAUAUGCACAGUUGGGAGUUCAAUGGGUCUUUAACAGUCGUUGACAUUUCUACUACAGAAAACGCGUCUAAUACAACUUUUAGUCUGGCUGCCUUUAGAUGUCAAUUACGUCUUUAAUUGACGUCUAUACAAUGUCCUGAAAAGACGUAUAAUAAACAGUCAUUCUGGCUCCUGUGAGGACGUCUUCUGGAGGUCUAACAAUUAUGUCUUUUAGACGUGUUCUAGACGACCUUUUGCUCGCUGGGGAGGCGAGGAGAGCCUCUUAAAGC